Messenger RNA from Notolabrus celidotus (New Zealand spotty), 3000 nucleotides. RefSeq names its product differentially expressed in FDCP 8 homolog (gene def8). Lineage: Eukaryota; Metazoa; Chordata; Actinopteri; Labriformes; Labridae. The record is from RefSeq and is a predicted model, not a curated record. The coding region runs from base 198 to 1532 and encodes 444 amino acids. The transcript has 12 exons.
UUUAUUCUGAAAUCACCAACCAGAAGUCUGUGAACAACACGUGACUUGACGCUUUUAAUCUUGUGAUGUUGCUGUUGAUGUCUGAGAAAAAACAACACGGGUACCACUGUUAACAAUAACCACAAGCUUCGACCUGAAGUAUAUCCUAACACUGAUGUCCCUUGAUGAUUUAUAAGGUCAACAACGGGAUGUAGCCUAUGGUCAUGGCAUAUGAUGAGAGACUUGCACAUUUCCGCCAAACUCGCCUCAAUCCCUUUGAUCGUGGAGAGGAAGAAGAUGGCCCCCAUGGAGGCAAGGCGCCCCCGCAGCACGAAGCAAGACCAGAGCUGUUCUCUGGGACCAGAAUCCACAGCUCAGACCGGACCAUGGACCUGGGUCUAGCUGAAGACCACUUCUCAAGGCCCAUGGGUUCAUUUGUGGCGUCCGACAUUGAGCAACUGAAACUGGCCAUCGAGGAGUGUAAAAAACUAAUCCUGGAGCUGCCAGAACACUCAGAGAGACAGAAGGACACAGUAGUGAAGCUUAUCCACCUCCGUCUCAAACUGCAGGAGCUUAAGGACCCUGAGGAGGAUGAGCCUAAUCUGAGAACUCUACUGGAGCACCGCUUUUCUAAAGAGAAGAGCAAGAGCGUGAAGCAGACCUGUGACAAGUGUAGCACUAUCAUCUGGGGUCUUAUCCAGACCUGGUAUACUUGCACAGGUUGCUAUUACCGUUGCCAUAGUAAGUGUAUGAACCUGAUCACCAAGCCCUGUGUCAGGUCAAAGGUCAGCCACCAGUCGGAGUAUGAGCUCAGCAUCUGUCCUGAGAUUGGACUGGAUCGGCAAGACUACCGCUGUGCAGAAUGCCGUACACCUAUUUCACUGAGGGGUGUGCCAAGUGAAGCCAGACAGUGUGACUACACAGGCCAGUAUUACUGCAGCACAUGUCACUGGAAUGACACAGCCAUCGUACCGGCUCGCGUCAUUCACAACUGGGAGUUUGAACAACGAAAGGUGUGUCGCUCCUCGAUGCGUUACCUGGCCCUGAUGUUGGCACGACCUGUGCUGAAGCUGAAAGAAAUCAACCCGCUGCUGUUCAACUUUGUGGAGGAACUGGUGGAGAUCCGGAAACUGCGACAAGAUAUUCUGCUGAUGAAACCUUAUUUCAUUACCUGUAAGGAGGCCAUGGAGGCUCGGCUAUUGCUGCAGCUACAAGAUCGGCAGCACUUCGUGGAGAAUGAUGACAUGUACUCACUGCAAGAUUUGAUCGACAUCUCAAGCGGCAGACUCAGCUGCUCCCUCACUGAGAUCCAUACCACAUUCGCAAAGCACAUCAAACUAGAUUGUGAUCGUUGUCAGGCCAAAGGAUUUGUAUGUGAGCUUUGUAAGGAGGGCGACAUCCUGUUUCCUUUUGACAGCCACACCUCAGUCUGCCAUGACUGCUCUGCUGUCUUCCACAGGGAUUGUUAUUAUGACAACUCCACAACAUGUCCUCGGUGUGCAAGGAUGACUGAUCGCAAGCAGGACGAGGUGACGGAUGUGAAGGAUGCAUAACUCUGGAGAGGACGGCUGGAUUUUGCACUUUGCCUGGUGGUGUUCUCUUCUCUGACUGAAGACUAGCUUUCCGUCUUGUUCUUGGUUUGUUUUGUGCGUAUGUUUAAACUUGUAGUGUCUUAAUGUUCCUGUGCACUACAUAAUGAAGCAGGGUACCCCAAAAACCCACUUGAAAAUUAUUAAUAUAUAUAUUUUUAUCAAACUUUUUAAUUCAUACUGAAAUGGUUGAACUGAACACUGUUUGCGUGUGUUUGUGUGGGUGUCUACUUGUGCACGAUAACAGAAUACAUUACCUAGAGAGAAAAGACACCCAAACAGUCGGUGAUUUUGCAUGCAGGAAUUGUAUAUCAACAGUUGGAAGCCUCAGCUGCAUUUAUCUCUACUGCCAACUUAGAUAGAUACUUAGCAUAAUAGUUGCAUAUAUUUAAAAAGUAGAAGCAUUACGACUCCAGAUUCAAGAGACAACAUCACAAAAAUUAUAUCAACCAGAACUCUGCCUUCAGCCUCAAGUUGUGUGUAUUUCUUUUAAAAAACGGUAAACACGCUCAAAGCUGAGUGGGUAACCUUGCACUGAUCUCCCUGAUAACAUGAUUUCAAGACAUCAAUUUGGGUCUUAUGAUUUAUAUUGUUUAAUGUUUUACAUCAGGAAUUAAUUUAAUCUAUUUGACAAUGUGAGCAUAACACCACCAACUUCUUUUCUACUUUUUACUUACAUUCCAACAUUAGCUCAUAUAUAUUUUUUUAUUUUCAUGCCUACUUUCUUCCUAGAGUUGUAUUCUUUUGAUCAGUUUGACAUUUUCAGGUUUAAUCAAGUCUUGCAACUGAACUAAGUUGUAACUAAGUAAAGGCCAGUUGUUUCUCAGUUUUCAAUAAGAAAAACCUAGAUAAUGGGAAAACUUACCGGCAAGUUAUGAAAAAAAUAUUACAUAUAAGCAGUAAUUAAAACCAUCAUGUGAAAUAUACAUACAUAUACAGUAUAUCUGCAACAGAAAACAAGCAUGCAUUGUUAGUAUAUUUAUUUGGUAGAAGAAUCAUGAACUUUUGUUUAAAACUGUGAACUCAUUGUAGCCGGUCUGAUCUGUGUUGAACCAGGUUCAGUUUAGUGCACUGUGUAGCAAAUAGAUGUGAAAUCUUCUGAACAUUGUGUGCCUAAGUUCAUCAGGUUACAAGCAGCUGUUAUCAAAAAUGUCUUAAUACACUAACCAUCAUGUUAAUGGUUUCAGUCUUACAUUUCCUGUAGCACAUUAUAUCCUGAUAUGAUAAAGAUGUGAAGUGACACCUUUGAUAAUGUGUAAAUGUUUAAUGCUGAAGUAUUUGUUUUAAAAUAAUCAGUUUUGGCUGUGUUAUCUUUCAGCAUGAAGUAUAGUACUUUAUUUUUUUUUAAAUUAUGCGUAGACAUGGUUUCUGUAAGAGCUGUGUCCUGUUGGAAAAAUCGUGGAAUAAUGCAUGAAUAAAGAUAUGAAAUGUA